UUGUUCAACAACUCAAGAAUGGGUGAACAUUAUAACAUUACUAUCUACUUUAUUUAGGAUUCAUACUAGGUGGGUGAACAAAACACUGCUCUAAAAUCUAAAAACUCGCAUUCGUUUUUUGUGAUGUAACACGCAAGCCCACCGUCAUAUUGCCAAAAAACAUCAAGUUCUGGAUUGAUGGGAUGUGAUGUCUGAGAUUUGUUGUCACCGAAAUUUUUAUUUCGUAGUGCCCCUACUGAUGCAUAUUUCUAGCUAUGCAUGCAACUGAGUGCAAGUGCUUAAUUGCUCUAUAAAUAUGACAGUAAUCCCAUGCCUGAUCAGUAGCAGAUUUCCAAUCCAUUCCCAAUUAACUACUGUCCAGAGGAAAUUGCUAGAGACAUCAUGGAAGCUUUCUCACUAGCUAUGGCUUUCCUUGUUAUUCUUUUUGCCAUUAGCUUCGUUGCUUUCAGAAAUGCAUCCAAUGUUGAUACAAAUUUGCCACCAGGUGACUCUGGGUGGCCUGUUGUGGGUGAGACCUUAGAUUUCGUCGUCAACCCCGAGAAGUUCAUAUCCGAUAGGAUGAAGAAACACUCUCCGGACAUUUUCAGGACCAAUUUCUUCGGAGAAAAGAUCGUGAUCAUAUGCGGCCCCAAUGGCCACAAGUUCCUCUUCUCCAACGAGGACAAGCACUUCACUGCGUACGUGCCACAGGCUAUGCAAAAGCUCUUCCUCUCCUCCCAACCCAAAACCGAUAAGCUUUAUCGAGACAGCAAUGUGAAGUUGUUGCGAUCCCCGGGGUUCUUGAAGCCCGAGGCAGUGGUCAAUUACGUCCCAGGUAUGGACUCCAUUAUCCAAAAGCAGCUGAAGACUCACUUGGAAGGUAAAACUGAAGUGAAGAUUCACCCAUUCUCGAGGUCCUUAACCUUGACCCUCGCGUGUCGCUUCUUUCUGGGCAUCGAAAACCCAGAACGCGUCGCGAAACUCGUCGGCCAAUUCGACAUAGUGACCAACGGGAUUCACUCUCUUCCCCUCAACGUCCCCGGGACGGCGUUUUACUACGCGGUCAAAGCUGCCGCGGUGAUUCGCAAGGAGCUCGCGGAUGUGGUGGCGGAGAAGAAAGCUCGAGUACUGGGCUCCGGAGCACCAACUCAGGACCUGUGUACGACGAUGAUUGUUGGAGGGUACAUGCCGGAUGAGGAGAUUAGUGAGAAGUUGAUGGGGUUUCUAGUGGCUGGAUACAGCACCGUUGCUACUACCUUGACUUUUUUCAUGAAAUUGGUUGGAGAGAGACCUGACGUUUAUCAUAAGAUCUUAUCAGAGCAGUUGGAGAUCUCAGAGUCCAAAAAACCUGAAGAAGAACUGCUAAGCUGGAAUGACGUGCAAAAAAUGAAGUAUGCUUGGGCCGUAGUCUGUGAAGCUAUGAGGGUGGUUCCUCCGGUUCUCGGAACUUUCAGAGAGGCCAUAACCGACUUUUCAUAUGCUGGUUACACUGUUCCAAAGGGGUGGAAGGUAUUUUGGACCGUCAACACGACACAAAGAAACCCUGAGUACUUCCAAGAACCGAAUAAAUUUGACCCUUCAAGAUUCAUGAAAAGUGAAGAAAUGCCCCUAUAUACGUAUGUGCCAUUUGGGGGAGGACCUAGAAUGUGCCCUGGGAAAGAAUACGCUCGACUCGCGAUCCUCACUUUCGUCCACUACAUGGUUAAAAAGUUUAAAUGGGAAUUGAUUGAACCUAAUGAGAAGAUCUUAGGCAGCAUGGUGCCAUUGCCGGAGAAAGGACUCCCAGUUCGCCUGCAUCCUCGCUACGUUUAAUCGAUAGAUAGAACUUAUAAUUUACUUCAUCAUUCAGUUUUGGACUUUUUCGAAUCCUACUAAAUAUUAAUGCUCAAAACAUGUAUCGAUCUGUGUUUGUAUCUACAGUAGUACUGUAGUGUAGGCCUAAAGUGCAACAAUUUGAAUAACGUUGGAUAUUGGAGAAAUAAGAAAAUGUUACUCCCUCCGUCCUGUAAA
Rhododendron vialii is the source of this 1989-nucleotide messenger RNA. Its product is annotated as beta-amyrin 28-monooxygenase-like. The record is from RefSeq and is a predicted model, not a curated record. Gene Ontology annotation, biological process: sterol metabolic process. The transcript is spliced from 4 exons. The coding region runs from base 382 to 1791 and encodes 469 amino acids. Gene Ontology annotation, molecular function: monooxygenase activity; oxidoreductase activity, acting on paired donors, with incorporation or reduction of molecular oxygen; heme binding. NCBI's taxonomy places the organism in Eukaryota, Viridiplantae, Streptophyta, Magnoliopsida, Ericales, Ericaceae.